This is a messenger RNA of Suillus plorans, 2771 nucleotides long. RefSeq lists its product as uncharacterized. The transcript has 4 exons. Gene Ontology annotation, molecular function: protein binding. NCBI's taxonomy places the organism in Eukaryota, Fungi, Basidiomycota, Agaricomycetes, Boletales, Suillaceae. The record is from RefSeq and is a predicted model, not a curated record. The coding region runs from base 154 to 2478 and encodes 774 amino acids.
UUGGACCGUGCGGGGAGUGCCGAGUUGCUGAAUCAGAUGUUGAUUUGUGUUUACUGUUUCCUGGUGAGUGCAAUCGAGUAGAAUUGAGAAAGAGUCGGACAAGAACUUGGUCGGCGGCAAAUUGGCAGGAGACCAAAAACAUUGGGAACGUCGAUGAACAGCGAUGCAACGGAGGCUGCACUCGGUCUCCUCAGCCUCUCUCCUCUGAACAACAACACAAUCCCUCAAAUCAGAAAACCAGUACAAAUACCGACACCAAGACCACCGCCAACGACAACACCAACACAACCAGCGCUAUCAGCUAGCCCUCCUCUUCCAGACGCAGAUGCUAUCAGCUGCAUAUGUGGUUUUCUCUUUGACGAUGGUUUCAGCAUUGCCUGCGACGUCUGCUCUCGUUGGUGCCAUGCAGCAUGCUUCGAUAUUGUCGAGGGAGAGGUACCAGAAGAGUGGCGUUGUUGGGACUGCGAUCCCCGUCCUGUUAACCGUGACCGUGCAGUUCGCCUCCAGAGGCAACGUAUUACAGAGAUGCACGUCAGGGAGAGGGAGAGAGACAAGGAAAAAGAUAGAGACAAGGGCAAAAAACGAGAUAGAGCAGGGUCGCCCGUACAACGGCGACGAGCCAGCGCUGCUGCCAUCGAGGGCUCUGGAAAUACAAAGAAGAAACGUAGAGCAUCUAUCAUAUCCCCGUCGACGCCGCACCCACCGCCGACGCCAAUACUGCAGGGGGAAGAUGAGCCGGUCGACAUCGACGAACCGUGGUCUCUAUCCUACGUCCCUAUCACUAAAGACAUCGUUACGACAGAAGCCCAUGCCAGACUCCGCAGACAAGCCCAGGCAUGGCGGGGCAUCACCGCCCUCUCACCACCCAUACAUCCCAACCGCACACAAAUCCACUCAGUCCCACCUACACCAUCUCCAAGUCAGCUGCAUACCAACCCCCUCGUUCGCCCGCCCACCUACAGUCUCCACACAACUACGCCGGUCCCUUCGUCGAGCUACAUUGCCCCGUUUACCUGCGCUAUCACCCCGAGCGCCUCUUACCUCGCCGACCCGCUCAAUGCGUACGCCCACCUUGGCAUGCCGAAGCCAUUCGUGCACCUUAUGGGUCCACCGCUGGACGUCGCCCUCGAUGCGAGAGUUGUUGGUGACGAGGGACGCUUUGCCCGGAGUGGGUGUCGUCCAAAUGCAGUGUUGAGGCCCUUACUGUGCCGUAAGGCAAAGGAUGAGUCCAAGGCAAAGGAAUCAUCCGAGAAAGAGAGGACAGAAAGCGUGAAGAAGGAGAGGAGGGAAAGCGGGAAGAAGAAGAAGAGUGACAAGACAGACUCAGAUGAAGAAACCCUAACAUUUGGCGUAUUCGCACUGCGCGACCUCAAAGCCAACGAAGAAGUCGUUCUCGGUUGGGAAUGGGACGACGGAAACGCAGUGCACAGUCUUCCAGCGCUCAUCGAGAGCCCACAUUUGUUCUCUUCCACAUUCACAACGUGUGCAUGCGGUGCCCGCGCAAGGGACUGCGUUUUGAAUGUCAUGGCGCAGUAUGUUGACAGCGAGCUUGAUGCAUCUAGUGUCACGUGUGCGGCAGGGCAGCCUAUGAAUGGUACGGGCGGGAUUAUGAAUGGGAAUGGGGCGAGGCAGGCAGGAGAGGCGGAUGCUGGGGAUGGGUCGAGCUCAGACAAGGAGAAUUGGGGACAUGAUUCUGAGCGAACUGUGGUGGGUCUUGGAAUCCAGAUGAACGCGAACUCGACUAGUACCAACGGGAACGGUGCCAAUAUCAACACAAACGGUUUGAAUGGAAACACACCGUCAUCAUCGGCAUUCACCCGGAAAAUUGACCUCGGUCCGCUGAUUGGCGCGAAACGCGGCUUUAGGACACGGGAGAAGGUGCCACUUGGCGGGGGCGUUGGUGGUGUGGAGAUGGUUCCGUCGGGAUCGGGGGUCAGUUUUGGCGCUGGGUCGACUGAGAGGUUUGGUGCUGAGUUGAGUGGGGACUUUGAUGCUGGGUCGAGUGGUAGGUUAUCGAGCGCAGGACCCGACGCAUGGCCUUCAAGUUUCAAUACUCCCGCCGAGUCUUCGGGCUUGGGACCCAAUGGAGGACCAUCGAAUUGGCGCCCUACGAUUUCUACCUCGAGUCAGUCACGAACUUCGAAUUGCACGAGGACAAGCGAUAGGAAGGGCAAGCGGCGUGCUCCAGAGGAGACAGACAUGGAUGCAGAUGUGGACGUGGAAGGCGACGUAUUUCAUUUAUCCGUGCAGGCCCUACUCCCGACUCGAUGGACGUCAACGAGGAGAAUAUUCCACCAAGGAUGCGUAAGAGGUGGAUGCAUACUGUGUCUGUGUCCGCGUCGCAUGAUCGUGAUGAGCGUGCCUCUUCGCGGAAUAAGAGAAAUUUUGUUUCUAUCAACGCACAGAGUCCAUCUGGUCCGCAUGGACAACAUGGUCAAAGCCUAUUGGGAGUGCAUGUACAUAGUUCACCAGUAUUGAGUGGACAUAGUCCACCUGCUCCGGUGUCUACGACAGACUGGAGAAGCCCGACAUUACUCUCAGCGGACAGUCCAGCACCAACAUCUGGAGACAGCCCUUCACCACCAUCCCCCGAGAGCACUGUAGAUGGAAUGGAUAUCGAUAUGAACGAUACGUUCUCUGACAUUCGUCAAAUGCCACCACCACCAAUGCCGGCAGCUCUCGACCCCACCACCAUUUCCUCCGUCGCAUUCGCAUCCGUCUCGCCUUCAGCAACCUUCUCAAAACUAUCUCUUCUGUCACCCGUUCUGCCU